Messenger RNA from Leucoraja erinaceus (little skate), 896 nucleotides. RefSeq lists its product as uncharacterized. Gene Ontology annotation, biological process: regulation of phosphorylation. Gene Ontology annotation, molecular function: protein serine/threonine phosphatase inhibitor activity. The record is from RefSeq and is a predicted model, not a curated record. NCBI's taxonomy places the organism in Eukaryota, Metazoa, Chordata, Chondrichthyes, Rajiformes, Rajidae. Gene Ontology annotation, cellular component: cytoplasm.
GGGAAGAGGCGGAGGAGCGGGUGGCCAGGAAGCGGCCACAGUCCCCGUGAGCCAGGCGGGGCUGCUCUGCAGCGGCGCCAGGCCCGGGUAACAGCGCGCUACGAGACGACGGGAGCUGCAGCAUGCGGAGACUCGAGGUGGAGCGCUGGAUGGAGGAGCGGCUGCGGGCGAUCUGUACGGGGGGUACGCAGAGUGGUGAAGAGGAGAUUGUUGGGGGCGUUAGAAUCGGCCAUAAUGGACGCCAUCGACUGGGGAAGUGAGAAGAAGUGUGGACAAGGUCCUGGCCUGGGUUGGAACAGACUCCUGACGGGUUGUGAGAUUCAAGAGCAACUUGGGGCCGCACUGGAGAUAAAAAGAAAAAAAGGAGUGAGACAAAAGGAUUGGAGAGAUGCCAAUUGUGAAGCUGGAGGAAGGAAUAAGAAUCAGAAUCAGAAUAUGUUUUGCAGCAUGCGAGGAAUUUUCACUGGCCAGGCAGAUACGUUGCUGGAUCUGAGCAUCGACGACUUGUUGGAACUACAGAGUGACGAGGAACGAGGGAACAAAUUGCAGGUCAUGUUUACGCCUUGCAGCCAAAAUACACAUGAAUUCAUUCGAGAGCUGGUAACAAAGCUACAGGGACUUCACAAGGUGCAAGUGCAGAGAGUUGGAUUGGAGGAACCCAAAAGGCACUAGCUGGGACGCUGAUGAGAAUCAGACGGAACCAGCCACCAAGCCCAGCUCACACCCUAACCUCGUGCCAAGUUCUUACAGAGUUGAAGUAAACUAAUACUUAGAAUUCUCGGAACAUACACCACUCACCAAACCGAAAAUAAGCUUUUCAAGGAAGUUAUUUUGCUAAAUAUAUUUUGUUUUGUUUAAUGUUGCUUUGUUGUUUAGAUUAAAGUUUACAAGCACUC